AUGCCUAAGCCGGUACAGACGCACCUCCUGGCCUUGGCCAGAGCCCUACCCACUGUCUCGACCAGCUCGACUCUCAUGAAUCUGCUGGACCAGAAGGCCCCUGGGUUACUGGCCGUGAAGCACUUCUUCGAGAAAUGGCUCAACCUCGAUAUCACGGCACUCGCUCUAGCUCUCGGUGUUCUGGGCUCAGCUUCAGCGGGGAUCGGUGAAAUGCGACGGCUCGGAUCGUGGCUCUGGAGAUCGGUAGCCAGGUUCUUCGUUGCGUCCAUCUGCUUGUGUGCUGGCGACAAGCUGAAUCAAGACGUGAUGCAUUGGAUGCGUCAUCACGUCAUUACCCGACAGGAACCCCAGGCCCUUACAGCGUCGACGCUUUAUGGUGCGGAAAACAAUGGCCACCGUCUUUUUCAAGACCAGAGCCAAAGUGACAGGAACCCGCGCAGGUGA
Anthostomella pinea is the source of this 444-nucleotide messenger RNA. The record is from the annotation of a GenBank genome assembly. Lineage: Eukaryota; Fungi; Ascomycota; Sordariomycetes; Xylariales; Xylariaceae.